Cavia porcellus (domestic guinea pig) is the source of this 3740-nucleotide messenger RNA. RefSeq names its product protein FAM163A. The record is from RefSeq and is a predicted model, not a curated record. The transcript has 4 exons. The coding region runs from base 460 to 969 and encodes 169 amino acids. NCBI's taxonomy places the organism in Eukaryota, Metazoa, Chordata, Mammalia, Rodentia, Caviidae.
CCCUCUCUUGGCUGCGGCUCCUUCGCCUCCCUGGCUGGGGCUUCUCCAGGAUUCCGGCCAGCGCCAAUCAGGUCUCUGGGUACCUGCCCCCAGCGCGGCCACCUGGAGGAGCGAUGAGGCGCUCGGCUCCGCCGGCCAGCGCUGGAGCCCGCGCCGGGGAGGGCAGAGGAGCCUCACGUGGGCCUCCCGCCGCCGGCCCGGAAGGACGCGCGCAGAGCGGUGGGGACAGCGCGGGAGCCGCCGGCGGAGGAGCAGCUGCGCCGCGGCCGGAGGAAGGCGGAGGGCGGGGCCGCGGGCGCCGGGGUGCCGGCCGGGGAGCACCUUCGAGGCCGCCUCUGCACCCAGGGACUGAUGCCCUUGGCCAUGAUGCACCCCCAACUGCUAUCUGCUCAGGCGCAGCCUGCGUGACUGAGCCACCGCUGCUCCAGCUGUUUCACAGUUUGAUGGGGCAUCGGGCGGAUGACAGCGGGAACAGUUGUGAUCACUGGCGGAAUCCUAGCUACAGUGAUCCUCCUCUGCAUCAUCGCUGUCCUGUGCUACUGUAGGCUCCAGUACUACUGCUGCAAGAAGAGCACUGAGGAUGCAGAUGAGGAGGAGGAGGAGGAAGAAGAGGAGCACAACUUUUCAGUCCAUCCCAGAGGCCCCACCUGCAAUGCCUGCACUUCCCAAGCUCUGGAUGGCAGAGGCGGCCUGGCGCCUCUCACCAGCGAGCCCUGUAGCCAGCCAUGUGGGGCAGCAGGGAGCCACUGCACCACCUGCUCUCCAUACCACUCCCCUUUUUACAUACGGACAGCUGACAUGGUGCCCAAUGGGGGUGGAGGCGAGAGGUUCUCCUUUGCUCCCACAUACUACAAGGAGGGGGGACCUCCCUCUCUCAAACUGGCAGUGCCCCAGAGUUACCCGGUGACUUGGCCAGGCUCUGGGCGUGAGGCCUUCACCAAUCCAAGGGCUAUUAGUACAGAUGUGUAACCACUGCACUCCCUGACCUGCACACACACCAACACUGCUGCCCCAGCAGGAGCCAUGGGGACAGUGGAUGACCCUCCAACAGCCCCACAAGAACAUGUUCAAAAGUUUCUUUGGCUUUUCUUGCUCCAUAGCAGAGGGUUCACCAGGAUUUGAGCUAAUUGAAUGCAUGGAGAACGAGGGUUGGGGCUGGCUCCAAUCCAGAACCCAAAGCUGGAGACUUAUCUAUUGACUGAUUCUGCAACUUCACCAGUUUCUCUGUUGGGACUUCCGCCCAACAGCCAUAGUGCCACCACAACCCCUUCCAGAAAGCCCAAACCCCUGGCUUUGCAAGGCUAUGAAAAGCCCCCGAGAAAGCUAAGCUAAGGCUACAGUGGCUUUCAGAAUCCUUGGGAAAUAAAGUAGCUAUGCCUACAAGAAAAGGAGACAAAGGGCUAAGAGAAAAGUGAGGGCUACGUAGUCUAGAAUUUGAUAUGCGAGAAGGUACAUAAAAAGGACUUCCUUAAGACUAGCUUGCUGAAACGCAUCCAAGAGCUAAUCUGUAAUUUAGUUUUGUACUUUGGUUAUUGGUAUUGUCACUGUGGCUGCACCAAUAGGGGUACUGAUCACUGAACACAUCAUUUCUGCAUCUGCUCUCUCCUCAUGGAACAUUAUCAAGUUGACUUUAAAAGGGCCAUAUAGUGUAUGGCUUUCAGUGGGGACUGUAUCAAAAAGCAUCUGUCUAAACUUGUCUCCUCCAAAUCCUUUUCUUUCCCCACUAAGGAACCAGCUGCCCCCUGCCAAAGAAGCUUUUUCAAGUUUUGUUACUAGAGUUCCAGAAGCAUAGCUAAAGAAGUCUUGCUGACUGUCUCAGGCUGUGGGCCACCAUGCUGAAUGCAUCCCAUUUCCAGGUGUGCACACAUACCCAUAAACCAAUCACCAGACUUUGCCAUUUUCAGGAGCUGCAGAGAGUGGAAGGGUCCAGGGGCACCAACUAGGAAAAAAAAUCUGACCUCCAAGCAGUAAGAACAAAAGGUGAUUAAGGUAGUAAGUCCCCAUGACAACCAGCCAGCUGGUAAAGGAAGAGCCUGGCGUCUCCAUAGGAAAUUCUACAGUGGUUGAAGCUGCCCAAAUAAGCUCCCAUAGAGACUGCUGCUCUACUUAAGCAUCCACCUGUGACUGUGGGGCAAAACUUCACUGCACUAGGACCAACUGCCCCUACUCCUAAGCACAGGAGAGGACAGCUCCUGAGAACUGGAUGUGUCUUAGUGGCCACUGCACUCCCUGCACUCCAGAGAUGGACUCUUUUUUGCUGCCCUACUCUAUCCCAAUUCCUGCCUAUAACAUAGCAGCAGCCUUAUGCUUUUUAAAUAAGUAUGCUUGAUGAGUUUUCAGACACCUUUGCAGUAAAAUAUGGCUGCUCUCCACUUCUAAGGCGUAGCUAACCACCACCUCACUCCUGUUGCAGAGGAUGGCACAGGAUAGGGGCUGUGCUUUCUGCCAAAAUCUUGAUUUUGCAUUUAACAAAGAGUAAAGAGCAGCUGGAGGAGUGGGACAGAGAUUGGAAUGUCCACCUUUUACAUCACUCUGUUUGGACCUAGAAUUAAUAACAAGCUGAGAAGCAAAAGACCUGACUUCUGGCCACAUUUUGGUCACUCAUUAGGUCUAAGACCAUUCCCUUAUCUUGUCUGAGACCCCACUUUCUCCAGGAAAAAUAGGUUUACCCAGGUGUGUGCUAAGAGUCUUUAGUCCUUAAUGAAGAUCUCCUAAAAAGAUCUGCCAGGCAGGCCACUCCCUCAUACCCUCAUCCUGGCAGGUGCUGGUACUCCCAGGUGUAUAAUCCAGUGUAAAUGCAUGUUUGCUGAGGAAUGAAAGACUGCAAAAUUUUUUAAAAAGAAAAAAAAAAACACCCAGUAACAACAAAAAACCUGAGAUAGUAAAGCAAAAUCAUUAAUUGCUAGUAAAGAGCAGCAUGUUUGUCUGACCCCCUAUUGAGUGAUCUGAAAUGCAGCACUGACCUUGUACCAGGAAGUAGCUUUAAGUGGGUUAAUGAAAUCUGUCUCCCAGUGCAGAGCAGCAACUUAGGAAGCAGCUUUAACCCACGCAUCCCACUGCCAGCCCUUCCUGGGCCAUGUGCAACUCCUUGAUGAGCUGUGGGCCUGGCAGCCCUCCACUUCCUGGCAACCAGCCCAGUGCCUUGUCCCCAUGCAAUUCCACAGCCAAUCCACCAGCCAACCUACCACCUUCCUCACCAAAAAUAACACCACCAUCAUCAUAUCUUCUGUCUUUGCAAAAAUCAGGACAACCCACCUGCUUCUUAUUGGGGGUCCCAGAGUAUAAAUCAUCCCGUGCUCUCAUGUCUCCAUUUGUAUCCCCAGCUUAACUGCACUUAACUAACAGUCAAACUCUGGGUCCUAUGCAUUAGACAGCAGACAGGCCACAGCUCUUCCCCACACAGCCCCCAUUGCUCAGGGCACAGGCUCCAUCCCAGACUCAAGAUGGCCUGCUGACCUCACUGUAGCUGUGAGGGCCUGCUCUGUAAAGAAGGAGUUCACCCCACCCAACUACACUAUCCUUUUAGCUGUGGAGACUGCACUAUGGGGACACUAUUUGUACACUCUUCAAACUGAACUCUAAACAGGAAGAGGAGGACGAGAGGCUGGAAAAUGCCCAAUCCUCUCUGCUAUCUUUUUCCAGCUCCACAUCACUACUGUUGCUGCAGAUUUCUUGUCUUGCAUCUUUGAUAACUUGGAAUCACAACCAAGUGAAUGUCAAAAUAAAUGCGAAAUUUGAAA